GGUUUUCCGCGAUGUCGUGUGUGGGGAUUCGGUCUUCGGCUCCGGGGUUGGUCGGUGACCAACUCCAUCCUUGCCUUUAACCGAUACCCACCAAAACCCCGCCUCCCUUGGUCCAGUCGUCCGGGAGGUUUACCUCGUUUUUUAGGGUCUUAGCCCAUGUCUUCUUGACCAGAGAAGUCUUGUGUUAAUCGUUUUUUUCCAUCGGCUCUCGACUUCCUGCGCCGAUUCUGAGAUGAUGAUGCGGAAUAGUCUGGAUAGGCUUGCGUCCUCUUGCUGGAUGGCGCCGCAGGCCAUUAUCUUGCCUAUGGCUAGUUUCCAUAUCUCUUGUUGGCCCGUUGCUUCGCAUUCCAGGAGGAUAUGUUUCAUGGACUCAAGGGUGUCUUCCCCGCAGUGGCUACAGUGCGCCUUUUCUUCGUGCCCUGGGAUUCUUUUCCAGUGUUCUCCGACCUUGUACCCGUCAUGGAUUAGCAUCCAUAGGAAGUACCUCACGCUUCUCGAGAAAUCUCGGUGUCUGGUGGCCAUCCAUACUUGGGCUUCCGUCGCUGCUCCUUUUGGUUCUGGUUCCUUGAUAAUGGUUUCCUCCUGUGCGGUCUCCAUGUUACGUUUUGUCGCCUUCCGUUCCAUCGAUUGUGUCAUCGCUUUUAGCUUCGCGCCAGGAAGGAUUAGCGAUUUAUCCACGCAUGUAUCUAUGAUGUCUGCGUUUUCUUUUUGUCGUCCUGCGUCCGCUAGUCUGUCCGCCGCUUCGUUUCCAUGGACACCGGUGUGUCCUUUCACCCAUCUAGGAAGAACCCUGUGUCUUCCAACUUCUUAAGGCUCUUA
Messenger RNA from Mycena citricolor, 819 nucleotides. Lineage: Eukaryota; Fungi; Basidiomycota; Agaricomycetes; Agaricales; Mycenaceae. The record is from the annotation of a GenBank genome assembly.